AUGAACAUGAAGAUGUGUUAUGUCAAAGACGAGAAGGACAUUCGACACGAGAUUCCGUCGUUUAUGACGUCAUUACAAGCACCGCCGCCGCCUCCACCACCUCAAAAUCCACGUGGCAACACGGAUUUCUCGGCGCUGAGCCUUCUUGGGACGGAUUCACCGACGACGCACAGUGUCAGCACACCAAGUCCAACAGAUAGUGUGUGCUCCCCGUCAAGCAGUGUGGCCUCCUCAGCGACUCCAUCCACCUCAUCCCCUGUAGAUGAGUCCCGACAAUGCCGAAAACGAUCCCUAUCGUCCUCCACAACGCCAUCGACGACUGCACCGCCGCAGCCGCCAACGAAAAAAGGAAUGAAGCCGAACCCGCUGAACCUGACAGCAACCUCGAAUUUCUCCUUACAACCGUCAAUCUCGUCUCCACUUCUGAUGCUUCAGCAACACCAUCAAAACUCCCCGCUAUUCCAAGCACAGAUCAGUCAACUGUACACGUACGCAGCGCUGGCGUCUGCCGGGCUUUAUGGACCACAAAUAUCACCACAUUUGGCGUCCCAGUCACCGUUCCGAUCACCACUGGUAACACCGAAGAAUUUGGGGCUCGGCGAGCUUGGCAGCAGUGGUAGGACUCCCGGUCUUGGCGAGAGUCAGGUGUUCCAAUUCCCGCCGGUCUCCGCAUUCCAGGCCACAAAUCCGCUGCUAAACACAUUCUCCAACUCAGACAAACGCUUAGUAGCUUAA
Molecule: messenger RNA, 735 nt
Organism: Caenorhabditis elegans
Lineage: Eukaryota; Metazoa; Nematoda; Chromadorea; Rhabditida; Rhabditidae
Gene: elk-2
Product: ELK transcription factor homolog
Exons: 3
Coding region: 1-735 (244 amino acids)
Source: RefSeq, marked reviewed